Molecule: messenger RNA, 684 nt
Organism: Saxophila tyrrhenica
Lineage: Eukaryota; Fungi; Ascomycota; Dothideomycetes; Mycosphaerellales; Extremaceae
Exons: 2
Coding region: 1-684 (227 amino acids)
Molecular function (GO): acyltransferase activity, transferring groups other than amino-acyl groups
Source: RefSeq, a predicted model, not a curated record
AUGUCCAGCCCAACACUCGCACCCAGUCUCCCAACGACUCUCAAAACGGACCGCUUGAUAUUGCGUUUGCUCGAUCCAGACUCCGAAUCAGACUGCCAGGAGUUCGUUGGACUGUACGAGCGCUACAUUACUCGGAAAGUUGGACCUAUACCCAAUGUUCCAACAGUGCAAGACAUCAGACUCAAACAUGAACGCACAAGACCCAAAGCAGAGCUGUGCACAUUGGCGUCUCCACCACGAGGGAUGAUCCAUUUUAUCUAUUUGCAAGCUUUCGAAAACGAUGGCCACAACACGAGCGAUUCUGGACCUCUCGUCGGGCAUGUACUGCUGUCGUUCCGAGAUGAGAUGCCUUUCCCAGACCUUGGCUACUCGAUCCUCGAGGCGCAUGAGGGCCGAGGGUAUGUUUCUGAAGCUGGACGUGAGUGCUUGCACUUCUGGCAUGAUGAAGUCGGGGUGAAGGAGAUAUGUAUUGCAACGGCUGUCGAGAACAACACCGCAAAGCGAAUGGGAUUUGAGGAAGGAGGGCAAUUCACAGUGGUCAAUGGCCACCCACCGAACGAAGAGGUUGAGAAGGCGAAGGCGUUCGUGCUACCUGGGAUGAAUUGGCCUGAUGGGCCUGAAGUGACACUUCAGCGUCCCGCUCGCCGUCAAGAGGCCCAGCUAGACUCUGACAAGCCUCUGUAG